This is a messenger RNA of Saccharomyces eubayanus, 633 nucleotides long. It is a transcript of the gene COQ10, whose product is annotated as ubiquinone-binding protein COQ10. Gene Ontology annotation, molecular function: ubiquinone binding. Gene Ontology annotation, biological process: cellular respiration; ubiquinone biosynthetic process. The coding region runs from base 1 to 633 and encodes 210 amino acids. NCBI's taxonomy places the organism in Eukaryota, Fungi, Ascomycota, Saccharomycetes, Saccharomycetales, Saccharomycetaceae. The transcript has a single exon. Gene Ontology annotation, cellular component: mitochondrion. The record is from RefSeq and is a predicted model, not a curated record.
AUGGUUAUAAUAACAAGUUGCUUGCAGACUUCAGUACUCUUCAGGAGAGCAGCUCUCAAGCCAGUUCUAAAGUGUCCAUUUAAAAGGCAUUUUUUUGGUUUAGGCACCGGUAAUCAUGCUAUUAGGGAACAACGGUAUGUCUUACGCAAGACCGUUAACACGCAUCCUAGUACUGUUUAUGCAGCUGUUUCUGAGGUUUCUGAAUACAAGGAAUUCAUUCCUUAUUGCAUUGAUUCAUUUGUGGACAAACGAAAUCCCGUAGAUAACAAACCUGUAAUUGCGGGGCUUCGAGUCGGUUUUAAACAGUACGACGAGGAAUUUUCAUGCAAUGUCUCAUGUAAAGAAAAGGUAAACGGGGAUAACACUUACACAGUUGUUGCUGAAACUAUAUCUCAUAAUUUAUACGAUCUAUUGUACUCGAAAUGGACUAUAAUGCCCCACCCAACUAGACCAAAUGCGACCAUGGUAGAACUUUUGUUGCGGUUUAAAUUUAAGUCUCGGAUAUAUAAUAGUGUUUCUCUGAUAUUUGCAAAGACUGUGACCGAAUUAGUGAUGAACGCCUUCGCUAAAAGAGCAUACCAUUUGGUAAGGCAGGCCAUGUUAAAAUCUUCAUCUAAAGAAACUCCUUCAUGA